This is a messenger RNA of Mus musculus (house mouse), 3009 nucleotides long. RefSeq names its product CD38 antigen (gene Cd38). Gene Ontology annotation, molecular function: signaling receptor activity; NAD+ nucleosidase activity, cyclic ADP-ribose generating. The record is from RefSeq and is marked validated. Gene Ontology annotation, cellular component: membrane; plasma membrane. Bases 66 to 980 code for a protein of 304 amino acids. Gene Ontology annotation, biological process: T cell activation; positive regulation of B cell proliferation; response to xenobiotic stimulus. Lineage: Eukaryota; Metazoa; Chordata; Mammalia; Rodentia; Muridae. The transcript is spliced from 8 exons.
AGGCUCUGACCCAGUCAGCCCUGUGCUCUCUUCCUGCCUAGCCUGGGCCAGUCUUCGGGAGCCCAAUGGCUAACUAUGAAUUUAGCCAGGUGUCUGGGGACAGACCUGGCUGCCGCCUCUCUAGGAAAGCCCAGAUCGGUCUCGGAGUGGGUCUCCUGGUCCUGAUCGCCUUGGUAGUAGGGAUCGUGGUCAUACUUCUGAGGCCGCGCUCACUCCUGGUGUGGACUGGAGAGCCUACCACGAAGCACUUUUCUGACAUCUUCCUGGGACGCUGCCUCAUCUACACUCAGAUCCUCCGGCCGGAGAUGAGAGAUCAGAACUGCCAGGAGAUACUGAGUACAUUCAAAGGAGCAUUUGUUUCCAAGAACCCUUGCAACAUCACAAGAGAAGACUACGCCCCACUUGUUAAAUUGGUCACUCAAACCAUACCAUGUAACAAGACUCUCUUUUGGAGCAAAUCCAAACACCUGGCCCAUCAAUAUACUUGGAUCCAGGGAAAGAUGUUCACCCUGGAGGACACCCUGCUGGGCUACAUUGCUGAUGAUCUCAGGUGGUGUGGAGACCCUAGUACUUCUGAUAUGAACUAUGUCUCUUGCCCACAUUGGAGUGAAAACUGUCCCAACAACCCUAUUACUGUGUUCUGGAAAGUGAUUUCCCAAAAGUUUGCAGAAGAUGCCUGUGGUGUGGUCCAAGUGAUGCUCAAUGGGUCCCUCCGUGAGCCAUUUUACAAAAACAGCACCUUUGGAAGUGUGGAAGUCUUUAGUUUGGACCCAAAUAAGGUUCAUAAACUACAGGCCUGGGUGAUGCACGACAUCGAAGGAGCUUCCAGUAACGCAUGUUCAAGCUCCUCCUUAAAUGAGCUGAAGAUGAUUGUGCAGAAAAGGAAUAUGAUAUUUGCCUGCGUGGAUAACUACAGGCCUGCCAGGUUUCUUCAGUGUGUGAAGAACCCUGAGCACCCAUCGUGUAGACUUAAUACGUGAAGGAUCUGGAUCUUAGAUCACCUGUAGCCUGGACUGAGAUGAAGGGGCUCAGAAGCAACACUGGUGGAAAGCUGAAACUGUCAGGGAGAAGCCUCUACUACAGUGUUAACACCAGAGAUGGAAGAACUUCCCAAUUCUCUGUGUACUACCAACAUUCAAGAAAAAUUACUCCAUAAACCAGAGUUAAACUUCUAUAUUGUUAUAUUAGUCUAACUUUCUCAUGUGGUGCUUCUGUAUUGUUUAUAUAUUGCUUACAUCCUUUUAUUCCUCUUUUAAUGAUCUCUCUUUUCUCUCUCUCUCUCUCUCUCUCUCUCUCUCAAUGAGGCUGAGAAUCCAACCUGAGAACUUUCAUACAUGGUGGAUAAGCCUAUAUACCACUGAGCUAAAUCCUCAGCACAGCUGAUAACAUCAUUUUUGCUGAAAAAUGGCCAAUCAAACUUCCCAUUAGACAAAGAAAGUCAAAUGUCAAGUAUAUCGAAAUGAAUGACCCUUUUUUUUUUUUAUGUUUUUUCAUUCUUCCCACAGAUAUUCACAUGGUAAACCUGAGGUCAUAGGGUCAUUAUAGGGAAGGUGCUGUGUGGGAACUACCCACGUGCCCUGUGCUUUAAUCUUUAACUCAACACAUCCCUGAUAACUUUGAGCAUUCUUUUCUUUUCUUUUCUUUCCUUUUCUUUUCUUUUCUUUUCUUUUUCUUUUUUUUAAACAGAAGAAAAUGGAGUUUAGAGAGAUAAUUGAUUUUCCUAAAGUCACAUUCUUAAGAUCAUGGUUACAUCUAGAAUUAAAUCAGUUCUGUCAAAGUCCACAACAUAUGAUAGUUUUUUUCUUUUCCGAGCUUUUAUUGCCAAAUUGGUAGUAGCCUGUGUUGUCGUCUAGCAAAUGCUAUUGCAUUAGAUUGAAUAUAAUAGAAUCUGAAAUGUGAUCUUUAUGGAAGAUCACAAAACUAAUUACUUGCACCCUCUUUCUCUUCCACUUCAUUCUUGGUGCCUUUUAUAGGCAGUCAAGAGUUAACAUAUAUUUGUUGCUAAUAUUGGCAAUUUAUGUUUUCUAUCCUUUUUUUCUUAGAUCAGUCUUGCUCAGAAUCACUGGUUUUGUUAUGUUGUUGUUGUUGCUAUUGUUAUUGUUCUUGUCUUUUUCAAAGCUCAAAUCUUUAACUUUCCUCAUUUAUUUAUUUAAUUGAGCUUUAGUCUUUAUUUUUAGAAACAUAGAAAUUUCUUCUAGCUAUCUGGAAUAUCUUCAGUUUUUUGAGGCAAAUGCUUAGACCAUUGAUAUUUCAGUCUGUUUUCUACACAUGUACUUUAGGAUUCUAGGUUUCUCCCUGAGCCCUGCUUUCGAUGUAACACUGAAUUUCUGUAUGUCUUUACUGGUUAGUUACUUUGAUAGUUUGUAUAUGCUUGACCCAGUGAGUGGCAGGAUUAGAAGGUAUGGCCUUGCUGGAAUAGGUGUGCCACUGUGGGUGUAGUCUUAAGACCCUUACCCUAGCUGCCUGGAGGCCACUAUUCCACUAACAGCCUUCAAAUGAAAAUAUAAAACUCUCAGCUCUGCCUGUGCCAUGCCUGCCUGGAUGCUGCCAUGCUCCCACCUUGAUGAUAAUGGACUGAACCUCUGAACCUGUAAGCCAGCCCCAAUUUGUUGUCCUUAUAAAAGACUUGCUUUGGUCAUGGUAUCUGUUCACAGCAGAAAGAACCUAACUAAGACAGUUACCAUUCAGUUCAAAAUAAUUCUUGAUUUUAUUGUUAUUUAGACAUGUGAUAUUUACUUUUCAACAUCUGGAGAAUUGUUUAGGUUUUUUUUGUGUGUGUGUCUUUAGUAGGUAUUAAUAAACUAAAUUGAGACAACUCCAAAGUAUUUGCUUGGUUUAUUGAAAAUAGCAUAAACAGAGCCAGGUGCUUCUGUAUUCAUGUUUUGACACCAGUUUGUGAUUGUUGAACAAUAUAUCUUAUUUCUAAACUUUUAAAAAGCUACUUAAAGACAUUAACUUGCUCCCUUACAAUAUGUUGAUGGUUCAGUCCAUUAAAUGCUUACUUUGUAA